CCAAGAGACUAGAGGCAUAGGAGGAAAAAAAAAGCGAUGAGUUCGACAAAUAUAUGGAGCACAGGAAGCUCAGACUACUCGACUCCUGUAUUUUCACAGAAAAUGACGGUGUGGAUUCUGCUCCUGCUAUCGCUCUACCCCGGCCUCACAAGCCAAAAAUCUGAUGAUGACUAUGAAGAUUAUGCUUCUAACAAAACAUGGGUCUUGACUCCAAAAGUUCCUGAAGGUGAUGUCACUGUCAUCUUAAAUAAUCUCCUGGAAGGAUAUGACAAUAAACUUCGGCCUGAUAUAGGAGUGAAACCGACAUUAAUUCACACAGACAUGUACGUGAAUAGCAUCGGUCCCGUGAAUGCUAUCAAUAUGGAAUAUACAAUUGACAUAUUUUUUGCCCAGACAUGGUAUGACAGACGUCUGAAAUUUAACAGCACCAUUAAAGUCCUCCGAUUGAAUAGCAACAUGGUAGGGAAAAUCUGGAUUCCAGACACUUUCUUCAGAAACUCCAAAAAGGCUGAUGCACACUGGAUAACCACCCCUAAUAGGAUGCUGAGAAUUUGGAAUGAUGGUCGAGUGCUCUACACCUUAAGGUUGACAAUUGAUGCAGAGUGCCAGUUGCAGUUACACAAUUUUCCGAUGGACGAACAUUCCUGCCCCUUGGAGUUCUCCAGCUAUGGCUAUCCACGUGAAGAAAUUGUCUACCAAUGGAAGCGUAGUUCUGUUGAAGUGGGUGACACAAGAUCUUGGAGACUUUAUCAAUUUUCAUUUGUUGGACUGAGAAAUACCACUGAAGUAGUGAAGACAACUUCUGGAGAUUAUGUGGUCAUGUCUGUCUACUUUGACCUGAGCAGAAGGAUGGGAUACUUCACCAUCCAGACCUACAUCCCCUGCACACUCAUUGUUGUCCUAUCCUGGGUGUCUUUCUGGAUCAAUAAGGAUGCUGUUCCAGCCAGAACUUCCUUAGGUAUCACCACUGUCCUGACAAUGACCACCCUCAGCACCAUUGCCCGGAAGUCACUCCCCAAGGUCUCCUAUGUUACAGCAAUGGAUCUCUUUGUAUCUGUUUGCUUCAUCUUUGUCUUCUCUGCUUUGGUGGAAUAUGGCACCUUGCAUUAUUUUGUCAGCAACCGGAAACCAAGCAAGGAUAAAGACAAAAAGAAGAAAAACCCUGCCCCUACCAUUGAUAUUCGCCCAAGAUCAGCAACCAUUCAAAUGAACAAUGCCACUCACCUUCAAGAGAGAGAUGAAGAAUAUGGGUAUGAGUGUCUGGAUGGCAAGGACUGUGCCAGUUUCUUCUGCUGUUUUGAAGACUGUCGAACAGGAGCUUGGAGACAUGGAAGGAUACAUAUUCGUAUUGCCAAAAUGGACUCAUAUGCACGGAUCUUCUUCCCCACUGCAUUCUGCUUGUUCAAUCUGGUUUAUUGGGUUUCCUACCUUUACCUGUGAAAGAGGUAUGGGUUUUAUUGAUGUGGGUCUUAUUCACUAAAUCUCAUGGAGAGAAGAUGUCCUUUCUAAGUCCACUUAAAUAAUCCCCUGUGUGGUUUAUGAUAAUUUUGAAUUUGUUUGUUUCUAAGUUCUAACCUGCUAAA
Callorhinus ursinus (northern fur seal) is the source of this 1583-nucleotide messenger RNA. It is a transcript of the gene GABRG2, whose product is annotated as gamma-aminobutyric acid type A receptor subunit gamma2. NCBI's taxonomy places the organism in Eukaryota, Metazoa, Chordata, Mammalia, Carnivora, Otariidae. Gene Ontology annotation, cellular component: membrane. Gene Ontology annotation, biological process: chloride transport; gamma-aminobutyric acid signaling pathway; monoatomic ion transmembrane transport. Gene Ontology annotation, molecular function: GABA-A receptor activity; extracellular ligand-gated monoatomic ion channel activity. The record is from RefSeq and is a predicted model, not a curated record.